CAUGGUUUGGCAUGGACAUUGGGGGGACUUUAGUGAAACUUGCAUAUUUUGAACCUAUUGAUAUCACUGCAGAGGAGGAGCAAGAGGAGGUUGAAAGCUUGAAGAGUAUCCGCAAAUACCUGACUUCUAACGUAGCCUAUGGAUCCACUGGCAUUCGAGACGUCCACCUUGAACUGAAGGACUUAACAAUUUUUGGUCGAAGAGGAAACUUGCACUUUAUUCGGUUCCCAACUCAUGAUUUGCCGACUUUUAUCCAAAUGGGAAGAAAUAAAAACUUUUCAACACUACAUACGGUGCUUUGUGCCACUGGAGGUGGCGCUUACAAGUUUGAAGAAGACUUUCGCACAAUUGGAAACCUCCAGCUGCACAAACUGGAUGAGCUUGACUGCCUUGUCAAAGGCUUGUUGUAUAUAGACUCUGUCAGCUUCAACGGGCAGGCAGAGUGCUAUUACUUUGAAAAUGCCUCGGAACCUGAAAGAUGCCAAAAGAUGCCUUUUAACCUGGAUGACCCAUAUCCACUGCUGGUAGUUAACAUUGGUUCAGGAGUCAGUAUUUUAUCAGUCCAUUCCAAAGAUGACUAUAAAAGAGUAACUGGAACAAGUCUAGGUGGAGGGACCUUUCUUGGUUUAUGCAGUUUGUUAACGGGCUGUGAAAGUUUUGAAGAAGCUCUGGAAAUGGCAUCCAAAGGAGACAGCACACAUGCUGACAAGCUGGUUCGAGAUAUUUAUGGAGGAGAUUAUGAAAGAUUUGGCUUACCAGGAUGGGCAGUAGCAUCCAGUUUUGGGAAUAUGAUCUACAAAGAGAAGAGAGAGUCUGUGAGUAAAGAAGACCUGGCAAGAGCCAUACUGGUCACAAUCACCAAUAAUAUUGGGUCUAUUGCCCGGAUGUGUGCAGUAAAUGAGAAAAUAAACAGAGUUGUCUUUGUUGGCAAUUUUUUACGUGUGAAUACUUUGUCAAUGAAGCUUCUUGCAUAUGCACUGGAUUACUGGUCAAAAGGCCAACUGAAGGCCUUGUUCCUAGAACAUGAGGGAUACUUUGGAGCUGUUGGUGCUCUUCUUGGGUUGCCAAAUUUCAGUUGAGAUACCAGAUGUCACUACACUGAACUGUUUUCCACCUGGAUGGCACUUGUUUAUGGCAUUGGAAACUAAAUAUGGGGAGGGGAGAUGAAA
Tinamus guttatus (white-throated tinamou) is the source of this 1169-nucleotide messenger RNA. It is a transcript of the gene PANK3, whose product is annotated as pantothenate kinase 3. Gene Ontology annotation, biological process: coenzyme A biosynthetic process. The record is from RefSeq and is a predicted model, not a curated record. Gene Ontology annotation, cellular component: nucleus; cytosol. NCBI's taxonomy places the organism in Eukaryota, Metazoa, Chordata, Aves, Tinamiformes, Tinamidae. Gene Ontology annotation, molecular function: pantothenate kinase activity; ATP binding.